AUGGCGCGGUUGGGUCUUUCGUUCGCUACUCUCGCUCUCUGCUUAAUCCAGGUUUACGCUCUGCCGUACCUCGACGAGUACGCAGACUGGAACCUUAAUACCAAGCAGGGCGAAACCGACCCGACCAAAUACUGGGGACAAUGGGAAGACCACGACUUCCAGCCGUCGCCAGACAACUGGCGCUUCCCCUUCUACACGCUCUUCCUCGACCGCUUCGUCAACGGCGACCCCUCCAACGAUAACAUCAAUGGCACCCUUUUCGAGGUCGACAUCACCUCCAACCAGUUGCGCUAUGGCGGCGACAUCGAGGGCCUCAUCGACACGUUGGACUACAUUCAGGGCAUGGGCAUCAAGGGCAUCUACAUCGCCGGCAGCCCCUUCAUGAACUUGCCGUGGGCCGCAGACUCGUACUCGCCCACCGACCUGACCCUGCUCGACUGGCAUUUUGGUAACAUCACGAUAUGGCGCAACGCCAUCAGCGAGAUCCACGAGCGUGGCAUGUACGUGAUCCUCGACAACACGAUCGCCACCAUGAGCGACCUCAUCGGUUUCGAAGGCUAUCUCAACGGCACCGCGCCCUUCAAGUGGGAUGAACACAACGCCGUCUACAAGACUGGAAGGCGCUACUGGGAUUUCGACGUGUCCAAUGACCAGAAUGACGACUGCAACGUGCCCAAGUUUUGGAACAAGGAUGCGACCAUGGUUGGAUCCAACGUCACGGACAACUUCAAGACCUGCAAGAAGUCCGAGUUUGAUCUGUUCGGAGACGUCGAGUCGUUCGGAACCUACCCCGAAUACCAGAAGCAACUGUCCAAGUUCUCGUUCGUCCAGGACCGUUUGAAGGAAUGGGACCCGACCGUGCUGAAGAAGCUGAAGCUCUAUUCGUGCAUUGCCAUCAACAUGCUGGAUUUUGACGGCUUCCGUAUCGACAAGCAGCUGACCAUCACCCUGGAAGCCCAGGCCGAGUGGUCGCAGUCUAUCCGCGAGUGCGCCGCCAAGGUCGGCAAGAAGAACUUCUUGAUUUCCGGCGAAAUCGUGUCGGACAACACGCUUGGAUCCAUCUACAUUGGCAGGGGCAAGGAGCCGCAGAUGAAAUGGGCUACCAAUGAGGAGUCUUACACGGCCAACCUCACCUGGCCGGAAGCGCCCGCCAUCUACCAGCGCAACACCAGCGCUGUCGAUGCCUGGGCCUUCCACUACACCGUCUACAGAAGUCUUUUGCGUUUCUUGGGCAUUGACGGUAUCUACGAGGCCGAGCGCGAUCUCCCCAUCGACUGGGUUGACGCGUGGAACGAGAUGGUCAAGACCAACGACAUGAUCAACGCCAACACGGGCAAGUUUGACCCGCGCCAUCUUUACGGAGCCACCAACCAGGACGUUUUCCGCUGGCCGGGUAUCACGAACGGAACUGACAGGAAUUUGGCUGGCCUUUUCGUUACGACCAUGAUUAUGCCCGGUAUCCCGCUCCUUUUCUUCGGUGAGGAGCAAGCUUACUACGUCCUGGAGAGUACUGCCGACAACUACAUUUUCGGCAGACAGCCCCUGUCCUCGUCUCUCGCCUGGCAAGACCACGGCUGCUACAGCAUUCCCUUCACCAAGUACACCAACUUCCCGCUCAACACGUCCCUGACAGGAUGCAAGGACGACACCGUGAGCUACGAUCACCGUGAUCCCUCGCAUCCCGUCAGGAACAUCAUCAAGCGCAUGUACGAGCUGAGAGCCGCUUUCCCGACGCUCAACGAUGGUUUUGAGCUGCAGAAGCUCUCAAACAUGACGUACUGGAACUAUCUGCCCGGCUCGAAGGGUACUGGCACGGAAAUGGGUCUUCGAAGCGUUGUGAGAAUGCGCCACGAGGCCACCCAGGACUUGUCCGGUUCCGGUGCAGGUAACCUGCCCGUCUGGCUUGUGUACAGCAACGAUAACACCACGACCACCUACACUUUCGACUGUUCGGACAACAACAGGUCUUUGAUCGCGCCCUACGAUUCUGGAACCACGGUCAAGAACCUGUUCUAUCCCUACGAAGAGUACACGCUCAAGUCGUCGCCCCUGAAGCUUGGCCUGGAAGACCAGACUGGCUCCAACGGCUGCUUGGAUGAGCUCGAGAUGAAGCAGUGGGGUUUCAAGGCUUUCGUGCCCGUUGACGAUUUCGUCGAUCCCAACCCGGUCAUUACCAAGUUUGUGCCUGGUCAUGACUCCCGCAUCAAGGCGACGAAGGAGAAGGAGUCGGUUGACAUCGAGAUCCACUUCUCCCACGAGAUGAGCUGCGACUCGCUCACGAAGGCCAUUUCCUUUACCUCGGAUUCCGCCGACGGCUCGUCUCCAACCAUUUCCAACGCCCAAUGUACCACUAUGAGCAACACCACUGAACAUGACUACAAUGGCGCUAUUCCCAGCGCUUGGAAGUACGCGGCAACGCUGACGGACGUGGCUCACGGUGUCCACCGCAUUACCAUCACCAACGCGACCACCACGGCCGGACUGAAGACCGGAACCAAGGAUCACUUCAUGAUCCGCGUGGGUGACGAGAAGAACCCCAUCACUUUCCCCAGGACUGCCAAGUUCUCGUCCACUCUUGUGGGCGGAUCGAGCGACAAUCUGAUUGUUUCCCACAACGCGGCCGGUGCCACCAAGUUCCGCGCGUCGAGAGAUUGGGGUUCGACCUGGACCGAGUGGCUUGAAUACACGGGCGAGAACUACACGAUGCCCGCGUUGAAGUGGACCGGUACCAACGAUCAGAAGUGGGAUGGCGAGCACGUCAUUGUGCAGUACUGGGGCCGUCUUGUUUCCAGCAGUGCCCACCAGCAGGAGGGUGAUCUGAACAGCGAGACGACGCGUGCCUUCCCGCACAUCUUCGUCAACGGUCCUUACAACCAGUACGGUUACGACGGUGGUCUGCACAACACGGCGACCUUGAACACGACUGGCGGUGGCGGUUACCACUUCGAUCUUGCUACUGAAUGGCCGGCCAAGAUUCAGUUCAACAUCUGGGGCAUGAAUCCAGAUGGCAAGCCUGACCAGUCUUUUAUCUACGGCGACAUCGACGGUGACGGUGUCCUUGACCGCCUUCCCCCGUCGUCGCUGACGUCCAACACGGUGAACAUCUCGAGCCUUCCGUCCAGCCCCUACACGGCGUACAGGCUUGCCGUCUCUUACGAUGGCAAGUCUCUGACUCUCCAGCCUACCGGCCACAUGGGUUACCAGCUUACGCUGUUCAUUCUGCUCUGGGUCAUUCCCGUCCUGACUGCCGCGGCCGUCAUUUGGCUCUACAUGAAGUCGUUCUACCAGGUCAAGUUCAACACCAACGGUGUUGCGCAAGCAGCCAAGGCAUCUAUUCCUCUUGCUCUUCGUCGCAGGAUGAAGCGCAAGGCCGAGUACGAGAAGGCGGCUAUGGAGUCUACUCCCAACCUUCAAGUCACCACUGCGCCCGGCUCUCCUGGCGAUGUCUCUGCUCUCGCUGCCGCAGCUGGUCAUGGAAAACGCCGCGCUGUUCUCAUUGCCACCAUGGAGUACGAUAUUGAGGAUUGGAACAUCAAGAUUAAGAUUGGUGGUCUCGGUGUCAUGGCGCAGCUCAUGGGCAAGUCCCUUGGUCACCAGGAUCUGAUCUGGGUCGUUCCCUGCGUUGGUGGUGUCGACUACCCCGUCGACGAGGUCGCCGAGCCCAUGUUCAUCACCAUCAUGGACAAGGUCUACCAGAUCAACGUCGGUAUCCACAAGCUUCGCAACAUCACCUACGUUCUCCUCGACGCCCCCGUCUUCCGCCAGCAGACCAAGUCUGAGCCUUACCCGCCUCGUAUGGACGACCUCGACAGUGGUAUCUACUACUCUGCAUGGAACCAGUGUAUCGCCGAGACGGUCAAGCGUUUCCCCCAGAUCGACCUGUACCACAUCAACGAUUACCACGGAGCCCUGGCGCCGCUGUACCUCCUGCCUAACCUCAUUCCUUGCGCUCUCUCGCUCCACAACGCCGAGUUCCAGGGUCUCUGGCCCAUGAGGACGCACGCUCAGGUCAAGGAAGUUUGCUCGGUCUUCAACUUGGAUGAGGAAAUCGCCAAGCGCUACGUCCAGUUCGGUGAAGUGUUCAACUUGCUCCACGCCGCCGCCAGUUAUCUGCGUAUUCACCAGAAGGGUUUCGGUGCCGUCGGUGUCUCUAGGAAGUACGGUAAGCGUUCGUUUGCUCGUUACCCCAUUUUCUGGGGUCUGCCGAACAUUGGUUCUCUCCCCAACCCCGAUCCUACCGAUACCGGCGAGUGGGACAGGAAUGAGAAGAUUGAUGGCGAUGUUCCCGUUGAUCCGGCCUACGAGGCCAGCCGUGGCGAAUUGAAGAGGCAAGCGCAAGAAUGGGCCGGCCUGAACCAGGAUCCCGAGGCUGAGCUUUUUGUGUUCGUCGGUCGUUGGUCUAUGCAAAAGGGUGUCGAUCUCAUCGCCGACGUGUUCCCCUCGGUUCUCAAGAAUUACCCCAAGGUUCAGCUCAUCGCCAUCGGUCCCGUCAUCGAUCUGUACGGCCGUUUUGCGGCCAUCAAGCUGCAGAAGAUCAUGGAACUGUUCCCCGGCCGCGUCUACUCCAAGCCCGAGUUCACUGCUCUCCCGCCUUUCAUCUUCUCCGGUGCUGAGUUCGCUCUGAUUCCGUCCCGUGACGAGCCCUUCGGUCUGGUCGCUGUCGAGUUCGGUCGUAAGGGUGCUCUUGGUGUCGGUGCGCGUGUCGGUGGUCUGGGUCAGAUGCCUGGUUGGUGGUUCACUGUCGAAUCGAUGACUCCCAAGCAUUUGAUCCGCCAGUUCAAGUCUGCCAUUCACGACGCUCUCGCCUCCGACACCGCGACCAGGGCCCAGAUGCGUGCUCGUUCGGCCAAGCAGCGUUUCCCCGUCGCCCAGUGGGUCGAGGAUUUGGAGACUCUCCAGUCGACGUGUAUCAAGAUCAACCACGAGAACGCUGGCAAGCACAGGGGCCUUGGUCUCUCCUCGCCUUCUAUGCUCAGUCUCUUCGGCAAGUCUCCCAAGCUCUCGCCCAAUGCCUCGCAAGUUUCGUUCGGCAUGGGCACGCCAACUGGCUCCCGUCCCGUCUCGGCCGCUCACCUGUCCGUUCCUCCGCACUCGCCUGGCCAAGCUUCUCCUCGUCCCGACGACAUCUACUCGCCCGCACUCAACUCUCCCGCCUCGUCUCCCGGCCAGAACGACGUUCUGCUGCCCCCUCCCCCGCUUUUGGGCGCCAACCUCGUUGGUGGUGGUUACGACAGAGGAAGUGUGGCAAGUUUCAACACCACCUUCAGCAACUCGUCGGUUCUCAGUUUGGACACGGUUGUGGGUUCGCGGCACGACAUGGCUCUUCAAAAGGUUGACCCGUCUUUCACCGACGCCAAUGGCUACUUCUCGAGGGAAUUCGAGCAAAAGCUGGAGAAGCUCAACCCGAGCACAUCGGAGAAUCAGCUGUGCAUUGAGGACAUCCUGAUCAAGAGCGAGAAGAAGUGGCACAACACUUACCGCGAUGCCAAGCUGGGCAAGACGCUGGACGAUAGCUCUAUGCUCUCGCUCGGCCUUCCCAACACGCGCCCUUCGAGUCCCGCUCCUUCUGCUCUCAGAUCGGCCAGUGGCAGAGACAGCCCCUUCGGCGGCCGCGAUACCAUGACCGAGAUGGACGACGCCAGCGGCAGCUACUCUUCGUACGACGACAUGCACCCGCUGGGCAAUGGCUACGACACGCCGACGGGAAUCAAGAAGUUCAUGAUGAUCAAGCUUGGCGAUUGGCCCAUCUACUCGCUCUUCCUGGCCCUUGGUCAGACCAUCGCGGCAAACUCGUACCAGGUGUCUCUGCUUUCCGGUGAAAUUGGUCAGUCGGCCACUACUCUGUACAUCAUCGCGACCAUUUUCGCCGUCUCUUCGCUGGUGUGGUGGUACCUGUUCAGAAGGAUCAAGUCUUACUACGUCCUCUCUCUGCCCUUUGUUUUGUACGGCGCGGCUUUCUUCUGCGUUGGCGUUGCUCCUUUCGCCACUUCGACGAUUGGAAAGACGUGGGCGCAGCGUGUGGGCUCGGGUCUCUACUCGGUCGCAUCUGCCAGUGGUUCCAUCUACUUUGCCCAGAACUUUGGUGACGAAGGUGGUGCUCCCAUCAAGACCUGGAUUCUCCGCGCCUGUCUCGUUCAGGGUACCCAGCAGAUCUACAUCAGUGCCCUCUGGUACUGGGGAUCUGCCCUCACUCAGCUUUCGGACUCGGGUGUCGAGACGCGAACAUCUACCCCCACGGCCGUCAUUGCCGGUGUCUGUCUUCCGCUGGCCGUUAUCUUGUGGGCUAUCGCUGCCAUCGUCUACCUUGGACUUCCCAACUACUACCGCCAGAUCCCCGGUGAUGUGCCUGACUUCUACCGCUCCCUGUACCGCCGUAAGAUCAUCAUGUGGUUCUUUAUCACCGUCUUCGUCCAGAACUACUGGCUCGCUGCGCCUUACGGCCGCAACUGGCGCUUCCUCUGGACGACCAACCACGCCAGCGCUUGGCAGAUCGCCAUCCUCGUCAUCUUCUUCUUCAUCAUCCUCUGGGCCGCCGCCUUCUGGUACCUCGGCCGCCUCUCCAAGUCGCACUCGUGGAUCCUCCCCAUGUUUGCCAUCGGUGUCGGCGCCCCCCGCUGGGCGCAGAUGCUCUGGGGUGUUUCGGGCAUCGCCAACUACAUGCCCUGGAUCGGCAACCAGACGGCCUCGGCCCUCGUCGCGCGCGCCCUGUGGCUGUGGCUCGGCGUUCUGGACGCCCUUCAGGGUGUCGGCUUCGGUAUGAUGCUGCUGCAGACGAUGACGCGUUUCCACAACACCUUCUCCCUCAUCGCCGCCCAGUUCAUCGGUUCGGUAGCGACUAUCCUCGGCCGCGCGACGGCGCCGGAUCGUCUCGGCCCUGGACCCGUUUUCCCCAACUUCGCCGUUGUCGGUGCCUCGGGUUUGGCGAACGCCAGCUUUUGGAUUUGCUUGUUGAUGCAGCUCGGCAUCUGCGUCGGCUUCGCGACCUUCUUCAGAAAGGAGCAGCUCAUGAAGCCGUAA
This is a messenger RNA of Lasiodiplodia theobromae, 7017 nucleotides long. RefSeq names its product Alpha-glucan synthase. NCBI's taxonomy places the organism in Eukaryota, Fungi, Ascomycota, Dothideomycetes, Botryosphaeriales, Botryosphaeriaceae. Gene Ontology annotation, biological process: fungal-type cell wall (1->3)-alpha-glucan biosynthetic process. Gene Ontology annotation, cellular component: fungal-type cell wall. The transcript has 5 exons. Gene Ontology annotation, molecular function: alpha-1,3-glucan synthase activity. The record is from RefSeq and is a predicted model, not a curated record. The coding region runs from base 1 to 7017 and encodes 2338 amino acids.